CCUUGAGUGAAGUCUUCCUCCCUCUCCACCAAAAUUAGCGCAACGCACGAACACACAAACGGCCGCCAAGAUGCUCAUGCUCAAGUUGCCACUCCUCCUCCUCACCCUCCUCACCACCACCCUCUUCGCGUCCGCAACCUCACCCCCAGUAACAACCAAGCGCGACGCCCCCACCGUCCUCGCAGCCGUGACCAAGCUCUCCACCCAGCUCACCACCCUGAACAAGACCGUCAGCGCCUACCCAGGCGGAAUCGAGGGCUCGCUGCGAGCGCUGCAGAUCCAAGCGGAGACGAUCCAACUCGAAGUCGACCUGAAGGCGGCGAUCGUGGCAGCCAAGCGGUCGGCCAACUUCACCGACGCCGAGUCGCUGAGCGUGGCGCAGGCGUUCAUCGCGCUCGAGCCGGCCAUCGCCUCCACGCUGGCCAACAUCGUCGCCAAGAAGCCUGAGUUCGACGACGGGUUGCUGGGCAUCGCGUCGCUGAGUUUUCUGGUGGAGUGGGACCUGCAGCAGUUGAGCUUCUUUUCGACGCAGCUGGGCAAGGCGGUGCAGGAGAAGUUGUCGGCCACGUAUGCGGCGUUGGCGCCUUUGGUGCUCGAUCAGAUUGCCAGUGCGUUUGCCGCUGCGGUGAAGGCUUAUCAGUCGUAGGUUGCGGGUUGCCCGCAGUCUGGACAUAGAAAGAUGAUGAUGGGGGUUCAUUGCAAUGGUACGAAUGUUUGGACACGCGGAAAGGAUCCUUGUUGUUGCGAACAUACGUACUUUAAAAAUACAGUAAUC
Messenger RNA from Aspergillus homomorphus CBS 101889, 775 nucleotides. RefSeq names its product cell wall mannoprotein 1 family protein. Lineage: Eukaryota; Fungi; Ascomycota; Eurotiomycetes; Eurotiales; Aspergillaceae. The coding region runs from base 71 to 646 and encodes 191 amino acids. The transcript has a single exon. Gene Ontology annotation, cellular component: extracellular region. The record is from RefSeq and is a predicted model, not a curated record.